This is a messenger RNA of Guillardia theta CCMP2712, 333 nucleotides long. RefSeq lists its product as hypothetical. The record is from RefSeq and is a predicted model, not a curated record. Bases 1 to 333 code for a protein of 110 amino acids. NCBI's taxonomy places the organism in Eukaryota, Cryptophyceae, Pyrenomonadales, Geminigeraceae. The transcript has 3 exons.
AUGCGAAGCGAUCAGAGCGAGUUAGGAUCUGAAAUAGUCAAGCGAAAUAGGAAGCACUUCUCGAUGACAUACAAUCAAACAAUGCUGGCAAUUUCAUGCAGAUUGAAAGGCAUUUGCAAGAUGUUCUCCGAUAUUGUCAAGCUCCAGAAAUUGUACUUGAGCAUGCUCAGCUGCCCCGAUGCAAACGGCGACUGGACGGGAAGCUUCGACGUUGAUUACAACCUCGACGACGAGAAGCUUGAUUCUAAUCAGCUCAACUACAUCGACCCAUCUAUGGGCAACUACGACAACCACUGGUCCACCACCUUUACUGUCGACACUUGCUCUGGAUAA